GAAGAACUUUUGAUCAAUUUCCAUGAGAUCAUCGGUGAGCAUAGCGGAGCUAAUCUUGCUGAAGCAGUUUGGCAUACCUUGGAGCUAUAUGGACUGAAAAGUCGGGUCAUGGCCAUUGUAUGUGAUAAUGCCUCAAAUAACGAUACUCUACUUCAAGCACUCGGAGAGAAGUGUGCUGAUGAAGGAAUUGACUUCUCCGCUAUGCACUCAUGCAUCCGUUGCUUGCCACACAUUGUCCACUUG
This is a messenger RNA of Suillus fuscotomentosus, 243 nucleotides long. RefSeq lists its product as uncharacterized. The transcript has a single exon. The record is from RefSeq and is a predicted model, not a curated record. NCBI's taxonomy places the organism in Eukaryota, Fungi, Basidiomycota, Agaricomycetes, Boletales, Suillaceae. The annotation marks the transcript as partial.